This is a messenger RNA of Tribolium madens (black flour beetle), 3582 nucleotides long. Its product is annotated as golgin subfamily A member 4-like. The record is from RefSeq and is a predicted model, not a curated record. The coding region runs from base 138 to 3545 and encodes 1135 amino acids. Lineage: Eukaryota; Metazoa; Arthropoda; Insecta; Coleoptera; Tenebrionidae. The transcript is spliced from 11 exons.
AUCAAAAAGUUUUUCAGUUGAGUUUUUCGUUAUCACGAAUUGAUAUGAAUUUUUGUGGUUCUAAAAACUUUUUGUCUUCUUUUCACCAUAACUUCCUUUUUGAUUAAUACCAAGAAAGCGUUUUUAAGUGAUUGAAUAUGGAUAACAUAAUCGAGUGUAUUUACAAGUCUUGUGAUGAAAACAACAAAAAUUUAGUUUCAGUUUCAUCGUUGAUUGAUUUUAUUAACCCUUAUAUGCCCAAUAAUUUAAGUGAACUUAAUGAGUUGAAAUCACAACUAGAUCCCGACUCUGUAAAUCCUCAUAUUGGAUACUCAUUUUUUGAAAGUGUUAUGAGCGAUUGGAUUAAAAAAAUGCAGGGCGAUAAUAUCAACUCAGGUUUAUCAGAACUCCAUUGUAGUCUCAGCCAGAACUUUAGUCUGUCCCAAAAUGAAUCUAUUAAGUCAAAUAACAACAACACAUGUAAUGUGAAUUUAGAGGAACAAAUUUGGGAUUUAAAAUACCAGUUAAAUAAAGCUGUUUCUGAAUUAGAUCUUGUCAAGCAGCAAUUAGCUGCAUCAGAAGAACAAAAUGAAGGAUUGAUUGCUGACUUAAAGUCGUUACACAAAAUGCAACAACGUGAACAACAUGUGAGUGAGCAGUCUUGUGCGGAUACAAGUGACAAUUAUGAGAAAGAUGAGGAAGUAAAUGCGGCUAUGAAAGAGCGCGAACAGCUACAAAAACUUCGGGCAAACUACGAGAAGCAACAAAAACUUUAUUUGGCUCAAAUUAAUGUACUUGAAAGUGAGAAUCAAGUGUUAAAACAGAAAUUAACAACAUGUGAAAAAGUAAACAAAAAAAAUAAAACAACCAUGAUAGAUCUACAAGAUGAUCUAGAACUAAAAGAUGCAGAAAUAACGACUUUAAGGGAAGUUAUCGAUAAUUUGAACUCUCAGUUAGAGGAAAAAGUAGAGUUGGUCAAUUUUUACACCAAAGAGCAAAACUUAGCUAAACAGAGAAUUCAUAAUUUGGAAGAUUUAAUUCGUAACAACACACCUCGUAGUAACAAACCUGUGUUACUAGAAAAUGAUUUGAAACGGUCAUCCAAAUCCACAUUUAAUUCUCCAAAAUUGUUAAAUCAACUGGCACACCCAGUUACUCCCAGAUUAUCAAACAGUCCGAUAAAUUUAAAAGAUUGCGCCAGUAGCAGUCCAAUUAAUUCUUCCAUGGAAAGUACUAAUUGUAGCAUCUAUGAUAUCUCAAAUAUUGGUGUUGUAACGUUACGAAGUCCUCGGAAAAGUCUCCAACAAGAAUUAGCAGAAAUUAAUUCUGAGAAAGUUGACGAAGGGGAAGAAGUGACACGCUUAUAUAAAUUGGUGAAGGACCAAGAGGAAAUCAAAAAUAAUCUUUGGCAAAAUAUGAAGGAAUUGUGUUGUGAGAACGAGGUUCUGCGUGAUAAUAAGAAAGAACUUACUAAUCUUAUAAAUGCACUUAACGAAAAAGAUGAGAUUAUUAAAAAUCUAAAAGUUGAAUUAGAUAAUAUCACACAAAAAGCUGCGAAAGCGGAUUAUAAUAACUUGAUUCAAGUUGUUGCGGCAGAAUUGUCUAAAGUUGACACUAAUUUACGCGAACAACUCUCUAUAGAUGAUGAGAUUCAAGAAAAUCUUGCUGUUUUAAGUAAUCAACUGCACUGGGAGGUGUCAGACAAACUCAAAAAUGCUUUUGAAACAAUAAAAACUCUAAAGCUGAAACUCAGAAAAGAGCAAAUUUUGAAUUCAAAUUUGCGAGCUAAAUUGUGCCAAAAGUCCACCGUUGACAAAGCAACCGCAACCUUCAGUGAGGAAUGCAUGUGGCAUGUGCCCAUCGUUAGCGAAUCAACCGAUCCCAAGAAGACAAACUUUGCCAAACAGCAAAUGCGACUUGAGCGAAUGUUGGAGAAACAAGAAAAGACGGAGAAAGAACUCGUUAGAGAAAAAUGUAUCAAUACAAAACUAAUGUCAAAGUAUGAAAAAAUGUGCACUGAGAAAGAGAUACUCGCAAAUGACCUCGUUCUGUGCCGUGAGAAAAUUUGCAACCAGACGAAAACGAUUGAAGAGUUGAUCGCUUCGAAAAAAGCUUUGUUUGAUAGUUUAGGAGUAAUGGAAACAGGAGCUGAAAUUCUACAAACCGAAAACAAUCAACUGAGAGAUGAGACAUUGAGCCUGGCGAAGGAGAAUCACAACUUGAAUGAGAAUCUACGCGAUUACAUGAAUAAACUUUUAGUAGAAGCGACUAUGACGAGUAAUCUGCGGACAGAAAUCAGUUUCUUGGUCGAGAAGAACCAGGAUUUGGAGAAAAAUAUCACAGGCAGAAUUGCCAAGGAAGGUAAAUUGAAGAACCAAAUUAUAAAUACGAGAAUGACAUGUGAUCUGGCGAUUGCGAAGUUGUGCGAUGAGCUAUCUGAGAAAACCAAUGAAAUAAGGAAUUUGCGAAAGCAGAUUGAGGAUAUGAAUAUUGAUGCGUUUUUGUCUACAAGUAAUAGAGAGUUAAGAUGUGCAAUCUUAGAUAUUUUCGAUCAUUUCAAUUGUGAUCGUGGUGUGCUAGAGGAAGAAGAGGGUGUAACAAACGCAGAAUUUGUCCUAGAUAUAGAAAAAGAAAUGGUUCUUUUGAACAAUAACAUCAAACUCAUUAAAUCUUUAUCAGAAUUAAAUCAAAAUCAAUCAACUGAACAAAGUGAGGACUCCGAUGAAGCUUUCGAUAAAUUGCAAGAAAUUUCCAUGAACCAGGAGCUUCUGGAGGACACGUUUCUUUCUUGUACCAGUCAAAUUUCUCACAGUGAACAGGAUAUGUUUGAAGCAAUACUCCCCCUGCAAUACGACUCAUUUUUGGAUAAUUUAGAGUUAGAAGAGGUCGAUUUAAAGCAAUUGUCCCACAAAGAGAUUGAGGAAAAAUUCGCAAGUCUUGCGUUAACGUUAACUGUGGAUGUUGCAACGUCAAAAAAGCGAUGCUUGAAUGAAGAAGAAAAGUUUAAUCAACUGAUUUUGAGCUUCUUCACGUACCUGAAUUGUAGUAUGGAUAUUAUGAAGAAGUUGUCCUCUUCUAAAAACAAAAGAAGCCACAAAACAGUCUUGAAUUAUUUGCAGCAGGUGAAGGAAACCGGUGAAAAGCUUGUUAAAUGUGCCGUUGAGUGUGGUGUUCUCCAUUAUGAAAAACGUAUGGCGAAUUGCUGGAAGUUAGUAAUAAAUUAUGUUGCGAUUUUGACUCAAGAAAAUAAGCAAAGCAAAGAGUCUUGUGGCAGGACUAAUGAAAAUCUUGAAACAGAAUCACCUCUUGAGUUAGACAAUAAAAAGGAAGAUGUAAAUGAAAUUUUGAAUGUAAAUGAAAAUGUACUAAUAGUGCCUCAAUUAAGACAAAGCUCGCCUACAAGAACUAAAUGUUAUAUUUGUUUGUUUUUCUUCGUUUUCAUAAUUGUAGUUUUUGCGUUGUUUUAUAUUGAUCAGUUGUGCCCUAAAGACGGUAAGCGUAUUUGUCCAAUUGAGUGGUUAACAAACUUGUUUAUUGAAAAGAAAUACUACGAUGAUCAUUUGUAAUUAUAUAUUUUUUUGCAAAAUACAAUUUUUAAAAUAU